AUGAGCGCCGAGAAGCUGCCCUUCAUACUCCCCGCGGUCUUCACCAUCGGCCCCAAGAUCACAGCUGCCGGGGGCGAGGAGUCGGACAGGAAGGACCUUGAGGCGCAGCUCCUCCUGUACGCCAAGCUCAUCGCGCCGCUGCACAGCUCGAGGAGCCACGUCCCGGAGCUCGUCAAGGGGAUCAUCGAGGGCGAGACCCGCGUGCUCGCCGCGGAGCUCACCAUGGAGGAGAUCUUCAAGGGCACCAAGACCUUCAAGGAGAAGGUGUUCAACCGGGUGCAGCUGGAGCUCAACCAGUUCGGCCUCAUCAUCUACAACGCCAACGUGAAGCAGCUGGUGGACGUGCCGGGGCACGAGUACUUCUCCUACCUCGGCCAGAAGACGCAGCAGGACGCGGCGAACCAGGCCAAGGUGGACGUGGCGGAGGCCCGGAUGAAGGGAGAGGUGGGAGCCAAGGAGAGGGAGGGGCUGACGCGGCAGAACGCGGCAAAGGUGGACGCCGGGACCAAGGUGCUGUCGGUGCGGCAGCAGGGCCAGGGGCUCAAGGAGGAGCUUGCCAUGAAAAAGGCCGGGUGGGACAAGCAGGCCAAGGUGGCCGAGGUCGAGGCGGCCAAGGCCGUCGCCAUCCGCGAGGCCGAGCUCCAGAUGGAGGUCGAGCGCAAGAACGCCAUGCGCCAGACCGAGAAGCUCAAGGCCGAGCAGCUCAGCAAGGCAACCGUGCACUACGAUACACAGGUUCAAGAAUCAAAUGCGCAACUCUAUAGCAGGCAGAAGGCGGCGGAGGCAAAGCUGUUUGAGCAGAUGAGGGUGGCGGAGGCGCGCAAGGCGCAGGCCGACGCGCACUUCUUCGAGCAGAAGAUGGCCGAGGACGCCAAGCUCUACGCCAAGCAGAAGGAGGCAGAGUCCGUGGGCUUGGUGGGCAAGGCCAAGACGGAGUACGUGGCGUCCAUGCUCCAGGCGCUCGGUGGCAACUACCACGCGCUCAGGGACUACCUCAUGAUCGACGGCGGCGUGUACGCCGAGAUGGCGCGCAUCAACGCCGGCGCGGUCAACGGCAUGCAGCCCAAGAUCAGCAUCUGGAGCAACGGCGGUGGCGCGGACGGUGCCGGGAACGCGGCCGGAGAGGCCGCAGCUGGCAGCGCGCUGCAGCAGGUGGCCGGGGUGUACAAGAUGCUGCCGCCGCUUCUGUCCACGGUGCACGAGCAGACCGGGACGCUGCCGCCGGCGUGGAUGGGUGCACUGCCCAAGGACGAUGCUGCUACCAACUGA
Triticum turgidum subsp. durum (durum wheat) is the source of this 1269-nucleotide messenger RNA. The record is from the annotation of a GenBank genome assembly. Lineage: Eukaryota; Viridiplantae; Streptophyta; Magnoliopsida; Poales; Poaceae.